UUUUGUUUUGGUUUGUUUUGUUUUGUUUUGUUUUUUUCAUUUAGAAUUUUCUUUUCAGGAAAAUCUCAUUUAUCUGAUGAACAAAUAAAACAUGGAGGGAAAGACAGCACAACCUCCUUUUGUUCUACUCUCUGAUUAAGAACAUAGUUUGGUUGAAAAAUGUUAUAUCUUAAAAUGAAAGUUCAAGGUAAUUUUACUUUUAAAGACAUAUAAAGUACUUGGAGUUUUCCUGGCUUUAAUACACUUUUAUAAAGAGUUCCUACCCACCAGAUCUUGGAAGAUGGAAGGAAUGGGAGCUUGCCUCCCUGUGGCUAUUGGCUGUGGUUGGAUGCUACCAGAUGUGUUAUCUAGGAGAGCUGUGAGGGGCUGACACGGAGACAUGUUCAUAUUCUAUAAUUUAACGUCUCCUAAAGGUGUGAUUAAUGGAAACUCAUUAUUCUGAGACCUAAUUAAACUUCUGUAUGCAGGCAGUGAGUUUAAACAGAGCCCUUAUCUCCAAUAGUCAAGAAAAAAUCUUUAAUCGAGAGAUUAAAGAGCUGUUUGUAAAUAUAACAGAGGUUCUAAAUGCAAAAAGUCAUUUUUUUGCAGCACAUUUUAAAGGAAGCAGAAAUUACUGAGUCAUGUACAGAGUUUUUUGUUGGUUUUUUUUUUUUUUUUACUGUGUUCUAACUCUUGUAUUUGCCUUCUGUUCAGAAGGACCCCCAAGCACUGCACAGGUUUUGGAAUGAAAUCAUCUUUAAGGUUUCUUCCAACCCAACCCACUCUAUGAAUUAAAAAAAAAAAAAAAAAAAAAAAAAAAAGGAGAUGAUUUUUAUGCUGCUGAAAGUGUAUUUUUCUCAGUAAGUGAGCAAGCAGCAGCUCUCCCUUGAGCACAAGCAGCUGGAGGAACUGGGGUACAAUGAUCUAAAGCAGAAAUGGCCAGGGCAGAGCAGGCGGGGAGCCCAUUCUCUUGGCAUGAGGACAGCUCGGCUGGUGACAUUUGUGUCUCAGCUGGCAGGAAACAUCUCUGAGAGCUUGGAGUGGGCAUCCCUUCGGCUCAAAUGGAUAAAUGGAGAGGAGGUGCCCCCUGCUGCCACCACAGCCCUGCAGCCUUUGCUCCCAGGCAGAUCUGAGCCCUUACAAAAAUACUUUUUCUUUAUGACCAAUAUAAAUUAAAGAAAUACAGAAAACAAAAACAAAACAAAACAACCCCCCAAAAAACCCCAAACAAACAAAGAUGGAAAAUUCCUGAUUUAGGCUUUAAAAGAUUCCAUCUCCUUAAUUUCUUGUGCUCUGCAUUAUUUUGGGUUUUCUUGUGGAUUUUUUUAGAAUCACAGUAGUCAUUACCUUCUGUCUGGUAUCAGCUCUGGGCAUGUUUUAUAUUCUCUCCUCAUUUAACAAUGUGGCCAUGAGUUGAAGAAGAGUAUUUUUCAUUUCCAUUCAUGCUGUAGCGCUGAGGUGUGGAUGUUUGCCAUGGGUUUCUGUUGGCAGGGAUGUGGCAGGAAUUUGACCACAGAGCAGGACAGAAAUAUUGCUGCAGUGGGCAAUUUUUGCUGAUUUUUCAAAAAUUUGGAUCAGCGUGUUUGUAUACUGGCUGAAUACGCAUUCUGCUUGGAAAGCUGGAGUAAAUAAGUGAUUUGAAAUUUACAGGGUAAAUAGGAAUUAAUCAGGUAAGGCUGAACUCUGUAAUGUUUAAGCCUUUGUGUAAAUAGGAAAGAUGGAAUCUGAAAACCUUUAUUUUUUCUUAUUUCUAGGUCCUGGGAUUGCUUUUGUGGUUUACCCAGAAGCCUUAACUAGGCUGCCCCUCUCUCCCUUCUGGGCUAUAAUAUUCUUUUUGAUGCUUCUAACUCUUGGAUUAGACACGAUGUUUGCCACCAUCGAGACCAUCGUGACCUCUGUGUCAGAUGAAUUCCCCAAGUAUCUGCGCACGCACAAGGCCCUGUUCACUCUGGGCUGCUGCGUGUCCUUCUUCAUCAUGGGCUUUCCUAUGAUCACUCAGGGUGGAAUGUAUAUGUUGCAGCUUGUGGACACUUACGCAGCCUCUUACUCUCUUGUCCUUAUUGCCAUCUUCGAGCUUGUUGGAGUUUCCUAUAUCUACGGAUUGCAAAGAUUUUGUGAAGAUAUAGAAAUGAUGAUUGGAUUCCAGCCAAGUAAAUUCUGGAGAGUCUGCUGGGCAUUUGUGACCCCAACUAUUUUAACAUUUAUUCUCUGCUUCAGUUUUUACCAGUGGGAGCCCAUGACUUACGGAGCUUACCACUACCCAGGCUGGUCCAUGGUGCUCGGGUGGCUGAUGCUGGCCUGCUCAGUCAUCUGGAUCCCAGUUAUGUUUGUGAUAAAAAUGCACCUAGCCCCAGGAAAAUUUAUUGAGCGGCUGAAGCUGGUGUGCUCCCCCCAGCCCGACUGGGGCCCGUUCCUGGCCAAGCACCGCGGCGAACGGUACAGGAACAUGAUUGACCCGCUGGGAACCUCCUCCCUGGGACUGAAACUGCCCCCCAAGGACAUGGAGCUGGGCACCCAGUGCUAAUAAUCAUUACAAAAGGGUGGCAAUAACAUUGUCCACCUUUUCUGGUUCUUUUCCCCCUUUUUUUUUUUUUUCACCCACCACUUCUUCUUUUCUUUCCCGCGGUGCCUGAAAGUGGCAGCUUAGGAAAGAGGAUUUAUUGUUGCAUGCCACAGGGGAGGCCUGACUAGGCCGCUUCCAGGUGUAGGUGAUGCCUGUGCCGUGUUCUGUACCUGGUGCCACAGCAAAACUGUGGGACAGGUGACGUGACCAGGCGUUGUCAGGCGAUGUAGGAAUGAACAAAACCAAACUGAAAAAUCUUUAGAUGAAAUGACCCACUUAGUUUGACCCACUUCCCACAAGCACCCUUUGUAACAGGCAGCUCUGGUGGGACUAGGAUUUUGCUACCAGUGUGUUCCAAGAAAAGUGUGAUGGAAGUGAGCAAAGAAUGGGAUCUCCUGUAGUCCUGAUAUAAAUCCAGCAUAAGGCUCCUGUAGCUUCUUCUACACUGACAGCCAACCUUGACCCAUCAUGUCUGCACACUUCCUUUACAAUUUGUACUAACUUGGAGGGAUUGUUAUGUUAUUUAAACGUGAGGAGACCCUUGGGACAGCUCACCAGGAAGCAAUAUAUGGGGUGACAACAGAAACAACGAUAAUCCACUAGUAAAAAAAUAAGAACAAAGUUUUUUAAAAUGAUCAACUGAGAGGCUAAACUGCAUUUGAGUCUAGAAGUGGUUUGGAAAUGGUGUCAGAAUGAGCUGUAUAGGCAUCACUGUUUAAAAUCCUGCCAUAUGUUUUUUUGAUAAUUUGAUUUCUGUCAUUUCAACUAGGAAUGCCUCAGUUAUACAAAGUAUCUGCCAACCUGCUCCACACCAAGUGCGCCUGUGGUUUUACUCACCUUGCUCUAAUACUCUGAAUAUAUUUUUCCUUGUUUCUCUGCUUUUGUUUACAGUAUCUCCUCAAAAAGCCAUCAUAUAAUUUGUGCCUAACUUUGUAUUCCUACAGUGGUAAGUGUAGUCUAGUUACCACCUGAAAACAGUUAUUGGAUGUGCUGUUCAACUCGUGACUCCCCGUUCAUUUGCCUAUAAGCACCUUUAUAUAACCUAUAACCUUUAGAUGGUGUAUUCUUCUCUUUCAACCAAUGGGGAAAUAGCAGGACCCCACUUGUCUACAUCUUAUAUAUAUAGCACGUAAAUUCUUCAAAGCAGUAUUCUCUCUGAAACAUGCAUUGGGUAUUUUUUUCAUUAAAACAUUUUCAUUAAAUAAAAAUACCCAAAUCCACAAAAAUUAACCACUGCAGUCAUCCGCACAGAUGCAACAUUAGACAUAGAAAAUGCAAAGGUUGGGGUGAAAGGACAAUUUAGUAGAGGGCCAUCAUAGCAUUGCAUAGCAGUAGGGCAUCCUAAAUCAUUACAUUGUAGAAAUCAGAUAUAUGCAAUCAUAUGAAUAGUAGACUUAAAUAGUUUUGUUACCUAUUGGACAGAGUAAAAAAUAGAGCUUUUAAAGAGUACAUUUAUUUACCUAAAUAGAAAAUUAGCCCAACUUAUUGUAAAUGCACUAGAAUGAGGGAGAAAAAUAUCUCUUCAAUAAUUGGAAAAACUUAUACUUUAUUAUCUUCUUAUAUCCUAUACAUACAUAUAUGAUUUUUUUAAUGGUGAUCAGUGUUCAUGUAGUGUGUGCUAGUGAUGUUUUAUGUCCCUAUAAAUAUCUUACCAAUCAGUGUAGAAAUAAUGAGCUUAGUAGUUUAGCCAGUUUUUUCCUCCCCACAGACACUGCUGUAGUAGCCUGUAAAUGUUCUUUCCUUUCAGGGGACUGUUUCUAUCCCGUUUUUUGUCUGUCUGUCUUCAUAUUACAGGGUCUCAGGUAAAUCCUCAGUUCAUGUGUGUCCGUAGAUCAGUAGGUGUGUUGUUUUCAUCCUGUUGAAGAAAACAAAAAGCUAAACCCUAAAGUACCACUUCCACAAGUUGUUAACUCCUUUUCUCUGUGUGUGUGUAUAUAUAUAUGUAUAUGAAAUACAGUAAUCAUUUUGCUGAACUUCCUCUUUGACGGGGCAAUUAGUGUUGCCAGUUCUAGGCACUGCUGGAGAUCUUUAAUCCUCACACAGAACAAGUGAAGCACUAGCAGGGGCUGUCAUGCAGGCCCGGGAGGGCAGGUUCUGCAGUAUUUCACACUGGCCCCUGCAUCUCCACUCCGUGGGCUCUUGUUGGUCCCUGUCUCACACAGCAGCAGGACAGGACCCCCCCGUGAGCUUCUCUGCCUUAAAGCUGUUCCUCUUGCUUCAGCUUUGCCUGCUAUUUUAAUAAAAGUCCUGCUAUUUUUACUUCUGGCUUUUAGUUUCCUGACAGAGGCAGGUUUGAGAAGCUGUGCUCUGUUUGGCCUCAUAAAGAUCCACAGGGAUGAGCUGGAAAUUUGGUUUCCACAUCUGGGUGGGGCUGAGGGACCUUCCCUGGGUGCAGAAGGGAACCUAAGUCAGCAUCUGUCUUGGGAAUUACGUGUUUCUGUUGGAUAAAUCACUCUUAACCAAUAUUCCCUUGCAUUUUGGUUUGAUUUUUGGAAUCCAAGCCAGUUUGCCUUUGGUACUACUGUCAUUUAAAAACAUCAUCUCUCUGUAGGUUUGGUCCUCUUUGCAAAAGAGAAAACACAGUCGAAUGGUGUGAGAGCACUGAAUCCUUUCCCUGACUGGCUUGUCCCAGGGCAUGCCUUGGAACUGGGAUUGCACAUUAAAUCCAGAGUUCCCUCGGUGUAAGGCUGUGAGCUGCUGCCUACCUGAAUUAUGAAACAGAGAUCAUUUAAAGGAAUGCUGCUGGGAUAGGAUAUCUUUUGGCUUGGAUUACCAAACCAGACUGCAUAUGAAAUUGCAGCUGAAUUGCUUUCCAUGAUUUAAGCAAUUAAUCUGCUUGCUUUUAAUUUAGAUGUUGUUCCUGUGCCUGCUAAGUCAUUAGCACAGGAUUAGGCUUGAAUUUGAAACUCUGUAAACAGAUGAUUGUGCUUUUUUUUGCUAGCUGAUCUUUGUCUUCAGCUUUGACCCCAUUGCUAGGCUUGCAAAAAACUUUGGAAAAGGGGAGAAAUGCAUAGAAAAAUCACAGAAGAUGUGAAGUUUUCACUAUAUGUGCAAGGCAGGGUUUUAUUUUGGUCACAUGAGACUUUUUCUAAAUUAUUUCACUGUCCAAAUCUGAAAGUUGAGAUUAAAUUAACCAGGAGUGUCUUCUUUAAAUGAGAAGUUACCUUGAAGUUUGGGAAUGCACUUCAUUUACCAUGUUCUAAUGAAAGUUUGCAUGUACUUUGAUAAUUUUCUAAAAAUAAAUUUAGUAACUAAUAGCAUAACAGUAAAGAUCUUUAAAAGAAAAAAAAAGGAGGGGAAAAAGCCAUAUUAGUAAAAAUGUGAUGUAUGUACUUUCAGAUCUAUCUUGUGAGUAAAAAAUGUUUAAAUUUGGUGAAACUAUGACACAUACUUUUUCUUUGAAAUUAAAUUGAAUUUCUGGAUGAGCUGAGAUGCAUUAUUGUAUGCAUUAAAGAUUAUACCUAGUGCAAAUGCUUGCCAUCUUCAAAUUCUUUGGGGUCUUCCCAGUGUUUUUAAAUAUGCAAUGUUCAAAACCUGUGUUUCAGCUAGACAAGGCAGCACUUUGUUUCCAAAGGAAGGGUUUAACAAAAUGACCUUUAAUUGAGAAAGACUUGGAUUGUCUUUAUAUGAUGUUUCAAUUGAGUCCAAGUAGUCUUUUGGUUCAUUUCUGCUCCAAUGACCACAUUAGUUGUGCCUCCACGCUGAAGAUCGUUGCUUCUGAUACACUGUGUGACUAUCUCUUACCAUCAAAUUCCAACCCCCGAUUGAUUUUAAAUACCUCUGGUCUUUUUAUUGUGUACGGUUAUUUGGAUAAUAUGAUUUCUUUUUGCCUGUGUUAAAGAAAUGUUUAUGUACAGCAGUCAUUGUUCUCCUGUUGGUUUCUUGUUCUGCAGCUCCACUUCUUCUUGCAAUCAAGGGCAGACUUGUAGGGGCUGUGGGCUGCAGGCAGCAGAGCUUUUUGACCAGAGGUGCCCCAGAAAGCUUCUGCUGCUGUAAGAGACACUUGUUUCUUGGUUUGCACUUAGGUGGUGUGCACAUAAGGUACCUGGAAAUGGUCAGAGCUUGAUAUUCAGGUGGGUGACUUGAGGCAGGAGGAGAGAGGCAUUGGGCUUUCAGCCUAUCACCAAAGAGAGAAGGUUUUCCUGAGGGGUUUAUCAUAAUGUGAGAACUAGGUUGGAUCUUAAUGCUUGCAAUAUUUUAUUUGCCCAUAGCAUUUAAAUACAUCUUCAGGUAACCAUUUGCCUUAUAGCUAUCUUCCAUUUAUAGUAAAAUUGACUAAAACAUGUUGUUAUCUGUCCUUUAUAUUAUGUGGUAUUACCUUGUAAGGUAGAUACUUGGCUGGUAUAAAUUGUUAGAGCUUUGUCUGGAGCUGUGACAAUUUACACCAGCUGAGAAUUUGCUCCCUGUGUCCUAUGGCACUUUAUUACGGACCCAUCACUGAUGGGUUAAAUCUUAAUUACUUGCGUAAUGUCAUAUAUAAAUAUAUAUAUAUAUAUUUACAGGCAUUCUAUGGGGUACUGCUGCCUAUGGAUAAAGAUUUGCACCGUAACUGAUCACUACAUUUUCUUCAUUCGCUGUAUGUAAAAAAGAUAUAUUGUUACAAAGAAUGCAUCGUAUGUAUCUCAUGUAGUACAUAUUAUGUUGCUGUAUGUUUUUAAUUUCACAAAUCAUUAUUCUUGAGGCCCUACCUCAAAUUUUGUAUUUAUGUGUACAAAUGCAAUUUAUUGUAUUAUAUAUUUGCCUAAUAUAUUUGAAUGUGAUAAAUUAAAAUUAUUCAAUAAUGUAUGGGCUCUAAAGAUUCUAAAUAAAUGUCCAGUGUUUAAAACAGAAA
Messenger RNA from Taeniopygia guttata (zebra finch), 7373 nucleotides. NCBI's taxonomy places the organism in Eukaryota, Metazoa, Chordata, Aves, Passeriformes, Estrildidae. The record is from RefSeq and is a predicted model, not a curated record.